GAUUCAGCACCGUCCUCUCAUGCAUUAAGCCUUUUGUAGGCUUCAAUUUUCUCUUUGUCGCUCCUGCGUAGGUUCUGAGUGGAUGGAAGGGUCCGACUUUGAGUCAGUGCAGAGGUAGCUGAGAUACCAUCCAAGGCUCUGUCGUUUGCAGCUAUGUGCGUGCCCAACCGUCCACAGCACUUUCUGUUGGAAUCCUCCAACGGAGAUGGAGGUCCUGUACUCAAUCGAACCCUCGAGAGUAGGGUAAGAGGCGAUGAAGGUCAUGCCAUUCUGUCUAGUUUCGUCAGACAGUGACCUUACUCGUCCGGAGGGAGAGGGAGACAGCGAUCCUGUGUCCUCGGAUUUCGUCCGUGGGGUAUAUAAGACGCCAUGCGCGACCCACAACUCCCAGCUACAAUGCCCUCCUCUUCCCUCCUCGGUCCCGACACCUUUUCUCCCGUCGAUGUCGCUGUGAACGACCGCAACGAUCUCGAGACGGCUAUCAGCGCAGACGACCCCACGGGUGUCAACGACGUGAGCGACCCCGGCGUGUCAAAUGACGACGAGGGGGGGUACGCAAAGAAGCCAGCAAAGGCGUUCUUGCCUCGCGGGCCACCGAAGCCACCUGUCAGAGGGCCGGGGCCCGCCCCCAAACCUUUGAAGCCUGCUCCAGCGCCCGCGCCUGCAACUCAGCAGCCGAAGCCUGCUCCGCCACCACAGCUUAAGCGCACGUAGACGGCGAUGAAACUAUACACAUUUGAAUGUGACCACAUACAUCAAGGCUAUCCACCGACAUACCAAGUACAUGCUCGAAAGCUCACGAUGACGUAGUUAGAUCAGACUGGCCCUCGUACCUCCACAUACCUACACUCGCCUCACGUAUCUAUACAUUCGCUCCUGGGCGUGGAAAUGUCCAUCGUCUUUUUCUCUGUUGCGCCCAUAC
Molecule: messenger RNA, 922 nt
Organism: Heterobasidion irregulare TC 32-1
Lineage: Eukaryota; Fungi; Basidiomycota; Agaricomycetes; Russulales; Bondarzewiaceae
Exons: 5
Coding region: 370-714 (114 amino acids)
Source: RefSeq, a predicted model, not a curated record